Molecule: messenger RNA, 1285 nt
Organism: Cyphomyrmex costatus
Lineage: Eukaryota; Metazoa; Arthropoda; Insecta; Hymenoptera; Formicidae
Product: homocysteine S-methyltransferase YbgG
Exons: 2
Coding region: 240-1196 (318 amino acids)
Biological process (GO): S-methylmethionine cycle
Molecular function (GO): S-adenosylmethionine-homocysteine S-methyltransferase activity; zinc ion binding
Source: RefSeq, a predicted model, not a curated record
AAGUCAUUUCAUACAGUUAUCUCCGUAAUGUGUAUAAAGUCUGUGUAUUGGAUAAAUUUCUUGUAAUAUCGUGGAGCACAUCGAGCAAUUGAGAUGCAAACUAUACAUUUACAUUCGUCUGCAGUAAAAUUUUUAUGUGUCGAUUUUGUAUGUGAUAUUGGUUUUUCAGACAAAGUUUUAAUAAAUUAAAAUUAAAUAAUCUUAAUAAACUUCUAAAAACAAGGAAAAGGAACAUAAUCAUGUCGAAGAUAAAAGUGCUGGACGGUGGUUUUUCUACACAAUUGUCCACCCACAUAGGUGAAAAAAUUAACGGUGAUCCUCUGUGGACUGCGCGUUUCCUCAUAACGAAACCGAAGGCCGUCUUCGCUACUCACUUGGAUUUUUUGCGUGCUGGUGCCGAUAUCAUAGAGACAAAUACAUAUCAAGCAACUAUCGACGGUUUUGUAAAACAUCUCGGUAUCACCGAGGAAGAAAGUCUCGAGAUCAUCCGUAAAGCUGUUGAUUACGCUAAAGAAGCCGUGAACGCGUAUAGUAAAGAAAUAGAGAAUGAUAAAAACGUGAGCAAUCGAAAGCCACUAAUCGCUGGAUCUUGCGGUCCUUACGGCGCUUGCUUGCACGAUGGUUCAGAGUAUACCGGUUCGUAUUGUAUCAACGUAUCGCGAGAAUUUUUGAUCAACUGGCAUAGACCUCGCAUACGCGCAUUGUUGGAGAAAGGUGUUGAUCUAUUGGCAAUAGAAACGAUACCUUGUGUCCGCGAGGCGGAGGCUAUAAUCGAUCUACUCAAAGAAUUUCCAAAUACGCAGGCAUGGUUGUCAUUCUCCUGUAGAGAUGACGGAAAAAGCUUAGCAGACGGUAACAAUUUCCAAGAGCUUGCCGUAAGAUGUUACAAAAAUGCGCUACCUGGACAAAUAUUAGCUAUCGGUGUUAAUUGUAUUGCUCCACAAUGUGUCACUACUCUCCUGCAAGGUAUCAACAAAAACAAGUUAAACGAUCUCAUACCAUUGGUGGUAUAUCCUAACAGCGGAGAAAAAUAUACAGUAUCUGAAGGAUGGCAGAAAGAUGGAGAAACUCGCCCUUUGUACGAGUUCAUCGACGAAUGGCUGGAUCUUGGUGUUCGUUAUAUCGGAGGAUGUUGUAGAACAUACGCUAAGGACAUCAAACGAAUAAGAUCUAGAGUGGACCAACGUCAGACAUAGACAUAUAUAUAAUAGAGAAGAAAACAGUAUGAGAAGAAUAAUUAUAAAUUUGGAUCUAUUUCAUCAGUAAUUCUGAUGGAAUACGGCAC